AUGGCCUCUAUUGAGGCUCUAUCAUCAACCACAAUCACUAUGAGCUCUCGCCAGAAGAUAAACAAGAUUCGUAAAAACCUGAUCACCACCUUUCGGGACCUCCGUAACAUUCCACGCCCCUCACCAAAUGCCUCUCCAAAUACCCGUCAGUCCUUUGUUGAAAUGGUCACUAUCACACAUCAGGCUGCCAGUCGCAUGUCCGAGCUUGCCUCAAACAUGGCAGAAUGGGUUCCAACAGAAGAUGGUGACCCGAUUGAUCUAGAUCAUGCUGGUGAAUGCAACAUUUUAAAGAUACACCAGAUCAACCCAUUAACCCUACAAAUCCCAGAUGAUAUUCUUCAACGUGAAGUGCUGCAAGGCAAAGACCGGGCCGAAGAUGAAGACGACGGAAACGAAAACAACGGGGACGAAACUGAAGACGAAAACACCAACCUUAAGGAUGGCUCCGCAACAGAACAUGAACCAGGUUCCAAGCCAACAAGACAACCAACGGCUAAGCAACAGUACAAAGAGAUUAUGAACACCAUUGAAGAUGAAGAAACUGUCUACACCAUUGAAGACUUCCGUACCAUGAUUAUUCGAGGUGGGUAUGAGGGAUCUGUGUCUGCCCAAGAAGUUACUAGUUUGUGCCGUUCCCUUGUCGGCUACAAAAGGGUGUCUGCCGAUGAACUGAAGGAGAUAUUUCGUGCAAGAUCACUGUUUCCCUCUACUUCAAUCUCUCAUGUAACCAACAACGCCAUUCAAAUCCAAGAUAUUGCAGACGACACUCAACGCAUUAUGAGACGUGAAAAACUUCUCUUCAUGGGUCCUGCUAAUGAUCAGCUCGGUUCCUGGGUUCGCAUUGUCAUUCGAAAUGUAGAGGCUAUCAAAAGCAUAGAAGACUGGGAAACCCAAACUCCUGCCUCUAGAAAGCGCUUCCAUCUAGCGUUGGCAAAAGAAGUCAAUGCGGAGGCCUUUGAACGACUCGAACGUAUUCCUUAUCCAAGUAAAGUCAAGAAAAAGGAGACGACUAAACUAGUAACCAAAUUCCGCAAAUGUCAUGACAAAGUUGGCCCUGCUGUUCUCUUGGACCCUUUCCUACUUCAGACAACACCCAAAGGUUAUCCUAUGGUCAGGAACACAUUUGGCGAGCUGGUUUCAAAAAUUCUGGACCAAUACGAUCAACUUCCUGAAGAACCAUGUGCACAUUACUGGAAUGACCGCAAGUUUCUGCUCCGAGCCGUUGGCUUCUUGGGUGGGGAUGUGGUGGAAGAUUAUAUUUACGAUUUUCUGGAGGAGACUUUCCCUGAAGAGGCAUGUUCAGGAGAUGAGAAUGAAAGCGAUUAUGAGCAUGAAUUUGGUGAAGAAGAAGAAUUAAAUUCAGGACUGUUCUUGUGUCCUGGUAAUCCACACUUUGAUUGUUCAUUCAAAGGGAGCCUCUUCAGUGUGUACAAGCACCUUUCCACAGAUCAUCUCAAACAGCUAGAAGUAAUUUUUUUCGCAUUCUCCGGCCAGAGAUACUUACCAACACUCAUGCCAAAAGUCAUCAAUGAAGAUGCCCGUAGCCGUCGUUCUCACAGAUAUUUACCACCAGUUCCAAAGCUGACAUCGAAUCGCCCGUAUACCCGCAGUGCUUCGCCUUCGCCUGUGCCUUACACCCCAUUGAAUAUUAGGAAAGCAUCUGAUAAACCUUUGCUGCCAGAAUCAUCUGCUGAACCGCCCUCAAAUAUCACAUAUUCUUUGGAACUUCCAACUUCCUCCUCAAAAAAUCCUUUGCAGUUUCCCAAGCAAAUUCACACUUUCCCAACCACCUCUACACCUACAAGCAUGGACCAUCAAGACUUUCCUGCAAUAGUGCUUUCCCCCAUGGCCAACAUUCCUUCUCUGUACCCUCAUUCCAAUUCAAAGACCAUUGAGUGUAGCCCUGCUGCCCUGCUAGACCAUCCUGUUCUGCUGAGUCCACUGCAAAUCCCCUCAGCUUCUCAACCUCAACCUUCUCCUCUGGAAGUACCAAAUUCUCCCAUGGUACAAGACUUCAAUUUUUCUUACCCACUGCCCCAAAAUACUACCACAACAUCUACCCCAAUCUGCCCAGCUACCAGUGUCCCCCAAUUCUAUGACCAUAAUCUCCUUGAAAGUCACAAAAAUUGUUCGACCUACAAGUCCAUUGCACUAUAUCAUCUUCAGGCAUCACCCUUUGUAGAAACCUCCAGAUUACCCUCUGCAACACUUGCAGCACAUGGUGGAUGGCAGCAAGUCUUUAAUGAACUUGCCCACCUCUCUCGGGAAUUCUUAGGGGGAUGUAUCUAUUGUGUUGCCUCCAACUCCUCAAAUGAAGAUGACAUCCACAGUAGUCUCUACCUCUGCAAUGGUCCAAUGGGUAGACCACACAAUCACUACUACCAGUGCUUCCGGCGAGCGCUCCAUGCACCUGAUGGGGUGUGCUUCUCCUGUUGGACACCUGUCUCUGCAUCUGCCUUUUUACAUGCUCCUGUACCACCUGGAGCCAAAGUUCGCUCAUUUUGCACCGGAAGACAAGGUUAUGAAGACAUCUUCCGUGCUCUUCCUUACAUUAUUUGGCGAAUUGAUGAAUAUCGACAUGCCACCUUUGCCUACCUAGGGGCACCACACCUUGCUGAUGUCUUCAAGAGCACUGUGGACUAUACUCGCUGGCUCACUCAACUUUCCACUCCUUCCAACACCUGCUUAAUCAACCUCCACUACUUGGUCUUUGCAUGGCUGAAACUUCGUAAACUUGGACAACUGCCAACCCAUCGCCUGGAAUUCAAUAGCCUUGAAAAAGAUCCCAUUUUGUUUUCUGUCCCCCAGUAA
Molecule: messenger RNA, 2811 nt
Organism: Lentinula edodes (shiitake mushroom)
Lineage: Eukaryota; Fungi; Basidiomycota; Agaricomycetes; Agaricales; Omphalotaceae
Exons: 7
Coding region: 1-2811 (936 amino acids)
Source: RefSeq, a predicted model, not a curated record